UGUAAAUAAGUUUUUUAGUACAUAAUGGAUGAAUGGGAGUCGGUUGUAAAAAGUUAUCAGGAAAGUAGCGAUCUCAAACACAUUACGAAAGUUUUGAAGAGUGCUGAGAUUGUUCUUCUCGAAGAUUUAGCUUCAUUUGAGACAGAAUGGUUUCUCUCGACUCUUUUCCGGCAACCUAUAAAUCUCUUAAAUAAAGUGUCUGAACAACGUCUUAAUAAUGAUUGGAGCAAAAUUACAAUAAACUCGUUUAAAUUAAUCGGUGACAUUGUCACUAAAUAUGAAAGUGCUGUUAUAUAUUAUGAAGACAUUGUCACGCUCUGCCUCUUACCAUAUGACGCUCAAACUCGACAGCAGGCUCUGUCAUGUCUCACGAGUGUGGUCACCCGGUCGCCAUUGGGGGCCAGGGAUUUGAACCAACAUUUGAUUGCCCUCGAAAUGGCUACCACAUGUAAAGCGCCACUUGCGUUGUUAAUUGGUGCAAUAUGUGAACAUCACCCGGAUGUGGUCGAAGCGGAAAUGACGAAUAUAUGGCGAGUGUUCCUCAAUUUACUGGAUUCGAACAAACACACUGUGACCGUCAUAAAAGCAGUGCUGGAAGGCAUCAUGGGACUCUUCAAGUAUUUCGAGAUGGAUCUGCCGACGAUGGAACUUAAUACAUUCUACGACAAGCUCGUCAGCUUCCUCGAUCUGCCGAGAUGUGAGACAACGGUGCUGUCGCUGCUGCAGCGCCACGCGCGGCUGUUCCGCGAGCGCGUGUGCGCGUGCGCGCGCGUGCGCGGCGCCGUGCGCGCGCGGCUGUGCGGCGCGGGGUGCGGGCGCGCUCGGACGGCGCUGCGGGCGCUGUACGCCGCCGCCGCGCUCGUGGCGGACGACGCCCUGUUGCAGAAAAUCAUCACCACCGAAAUCGAACCACUUACGAAAUCGGAUAACUAUUACGAAAAAAUCACAGCGCUGUUCGUGUUGACGGACUUACACAGGAGCAAGGGUUUCGGGGAUUUGAACGAGUACAUAGACAUACAAGCUUUGGAGUGCGAUAUAAGACGUGGGAACAUAAAUUACGAGACCUGUGAAUCUGUUUCAUGGUGUGUUCAGUCAAACGUUCUCUACAGUGAUCGUCUCCUACAAACAGCCAUUAUGUUCUACGACAAGUUCGUAGAAUUGAAACGCAAAGAAGUCAUAAUACAUUCAGUCCUACAAGCUAAUAAGGAUGUUAGAUAUGCAACAGUUAUGUUUCUGAUAUCAGUGACGUGCCGUGCGGCCGUCCAACAACAAUACAUGCGGCUGUGGCGCGACUUGUUCGACUCUAACGACAGGACGGAUAACUUGGUGAUGGAAUACGCGCCGUAUAUUGUUGAUGAUGUGAUGGAAUACUUUUUGGGAGUGAUCGAGGGCUUAGGCGAUGAAGAGAUGCCGCCGAGGGUGACGUCACAGCUGUCAGUGCUGGUGCUCGUGCUGCGGUCACACCCGCGUGCGCACGCACGUCUCGCGCGUGCGCUGUGUGCGGCGUCGCGCACGUGCGUGCGUGCCGUGUGUGCUGCUAUUGUGUGUGCUGUGUGUUCUGGGAUCUGUUACGAGGAUAUUUCAAUAGAACAGUGUCCAGAAGACGAAGAGAAGUUACAAUGCUCGCUGGCGCUCAUUGAAGUGUUAGAUAAUAGCCCGUACUGCGAUACGGAAUUGAUCAUUGCUCUCGAGACGAUAUUUACAAGUAACGACGUGGAUGCGUCUACUUUGAGCAGAGCUCUGGUUGUAUUGGAGGACGUUUUACAGAGAAAAGGAGCUGACGACACGAGAGCGAUUGAAAUAAUUCGUCGAGUUGAAAAGAGAUCGAGACGGAUCGACAGACAGAAGAAAGACGAGCGGGUUUUAUAUAGAGAUAUAGUUAUGUUCCUAGGUAAAUAUGGCGUAACAAAUAACGAUACUACGAAUUUGGACAAUAUCCUAAUUGCCAGAUUGAAAAAUAAAAUAUUACUGGAGUUGCCAUACGACAAUACUACAUUUAAGAUCAACUUGCAAGGAGUUCUGCAGGCAGCCCUAGAACAAGAAGACGUUGACGCUUGCAAGACACUCUGCGCGGUUAUCUGUGCCAAUUUGGCGGCGAAGACAGACGAAGUCGUCCAGAGGGCGCUAAUCAGAGUCCUCGUGACCCUGGCGCGGGGCGCGGGGGGCGCGGGGGGCGCGGGGGGCGCGGGGGGCGCGGUGCACGAGUUGGUCGCUUAUAUAAUAAGGGAGAAGUCGCAUCGAUCUCGCGAAACUCUUCUAGAAGCCCUGGAAUCGCUUCUCAAAUCCGAAGCAGAUGAUUUGCUUCUACGGAAUGUUGUUGAAAGCGUUAUUUAUUAUGAAGAUUUAAAAUCUAACAGACAAGCCAUCUUAGACGUAAUCGAAAAACUGCUACAAUUACUAGGAGAUAAUAAUUUGUUAUGUAAGAAAUAUUUACCGGAAAUACUCACUAAAGUGUUAAAAUCUCAAGACGCGAACCUCAUCAAAAUCGUAACAGAUAUGUUCAAGGACAAAAUAGAGUUGUACGAUGAAGAUGUUCUAAAGAACACGACAGAUAACGUGUUCGUAAUAUUGAAUUCGACGGAAAACAAAAUGGCCGACGCGUCAAUCAAGAUGGCGGUGAUGCUUGCAAAUAAUAUCUUCGAAAGGAAAAACGAUUCAAGAUCUAUUCUGGAUUACUAUUUGACCGUUGACGGAGUUCGUUUAGCAGUUCUAGUGGCGUUUAAACAUGUAUGUGAUUUUGAUGUAAAAAUAAUGAUUGGAAACUUGAAGGAUAAACUGUUUUCCUGUGACCAUUUCGAUGAAGACGACGGGAUAUUUGAUUUCGUUGCUGAAUACAUGGACGUCCUAGUUGACGUAGAGUGUGCGAAUACGCAUAAUCUUCUAUCGAGAGCGAUUAAAAAAUUGACACCGGAAUUAGUAGUAUCGAAAAAAAUCGUACUGUCGAAGUGUCUGUCACUGUUGAAAGGAACGAGGAAUCAAGAAACGAAUACGAUUGAAAAAAGCUUAGAAUUCGUUCUAAAGUCAUUUCCGAUUAAAGAUAUCACGGAAUCUGUAGAGAAAUAUUCGUUCGAAGCGAAACACGAGAUUUAUCUUAACGCGCUAAACAUAUUGACGGACCUAUACGGCGAUGGACCGAUUUUGAUGGAGUUCUCCCGUUAUAUGAAGUCGUGGCUGGGAUGGAUAGUUAAGUUGAAUUCGACGGGUUACAUCGACAGGUGCUUGAAAUCGAAGAUGGCGUAUUUGAACGACUUGGUCGCCGUUUCGCUGAAGUUUUAUACUGACGAUGAAAUAAUAUCAUCGGUUUUAAAGGGGGAUGAAGAAACAGGCGUUAAAUUCUUAAGCGAUUUUAUGCCGGCGACAUUCAAAUACUUGGUGACGAAACCGUACGCGUUGUUGACGGCCGGUGUGAGACAGUGUUGUUCGUUGUUGAACGAUGUCGUCGUGUACGCGGUGCGGAGGAACAGGGGGGUUGAAGUUGUGGAGCCCGUUGAUGCGGUCUGGUCGACUUAUGCACCCAUAUCGACCUUCGAUGAAAAGUACUCGAUGUUGCUGUAUCUGUCAAAUAAGCUACCACCAAGUUCUGAUCCCGUGCAGUGGGUGGUCACUACUGUAAAAGAGGGGAGUCUCGUUGAGAAGAUUAAAUUAGUGAUGUUACUGGACGAUGAAUUAACCGUCCGCAGUGCGCUGGCCCCCCACCUGCCCCCCCUGCGCGCCUGCCGCGGGCGCCCCGCGUGCGCGCUGCGCGCCGCGCUCGACGCGCUCGCUCGCGCGCCGCCCGCGCCCGCACCGCCGCCGCGCCCGCUGCUGGACCUCGCGGCCACUCUGGCGGAAGGAGACAACACGAAGGGCUGGUGGGACGACGCGUUCGACAUGUGCAUGUCUUCGCUAGCGACGCAGGCCGACGUAUGCAUGUUGCAGUACGUUUACUCGCGGACCUUCCACGGCCGCGGGGAGGGGAUCUGCGACCGACUCAUGGUACCACUGUUGAGGUAUGUAAAGCCGUCUCUCUGCGAGGAGUACGUAUCCAGUAUCCUCGGUGAGCUGUUAUCGUUACUGAAGAUGACUCCGCGUGCAAUAAUCAAUCAUUACUCGUACGAAAAAUGCGUGAUGGACUAUGUGAGGGCGUUCAAGAUCAUCCUGGUUGUGUUCGAAAGGGUGCCUAAAGAGAACAUAGAGUCUCCGAGGUCAAUGCUGUACAGUAAGAUGAGCGAGGCCGUGCGCGGCACUCCCUUCUACUUGAUCAGUACCGUCUGCAAGCUGUGCUUCACCCUCCGGACCAAGGUUUCGUGUCCAGAGGGCGCUGAUGAGGCCAUGGAGAAGAGUUGCAGGUCGUUUCAAUGUGCGAAUUACAAUUGCUUGGUGACAGCGAUCAUCCUCAGAGACCCGAAGCCACAGAUAUACGCGACCGUGUUCGACGAGAACGUCUGGUCGAAGCUCAUUGGUAACGAGGACAUCGAUCUGCCAAUCAGGGAACAGUGGAGACAGCGCGUUACCCGCCAGGCCGUGCCUGCUUCGCUCAGUGAGCUGCGCACGCGCACCCUCAGUGACGUGCGCACACGCACGCGCAUGUUCACGCGCACGCUGUCUGAGAACCCGCUCGCGUACGACUUGCUGGAGGAACAUGAUGAGAUGGGUCCCCAAGAGUUAGAGGUGUCGGACAACCCCCUCAACCGCCACCCAUGUUCCGCAACGCUCAGCUCGUUGCUCGCGGCCGUCGGGAGCCGGGGGAUCGAUGUGUGGGGGGGACUGGAGCGAGCACUGACCGAGGGCCCCACUCGGGUCGCUUGGCUCCUGGCGCAGGCGGUGGUCAACAGCAGGGAGCGGCUGCAGGCGCGCGCGCACGUGCUGCAGCGCGGCCUGCUCGCACUCGCCGCCCGCUCCGCGCACACCCGCCUCCUCAACGCCCUGCACGUCGACAUUCUGGACACGUUAAUAUUAUGGCGUGUAAAUGCAAGCGAACACGCCGACUUGACCAUUGAGUGCAUUAUAAACACGGCCAUAAACAACAGACACAGACCCAACGUGUUUUGGAUGUUGGUCGACAAGUUGGUCAAACUGUUUGACAUUUGGAAAGAUGCUCGACCAAAUUGGACGUCGUUCGAAAAGUAUUUCAUUGAUCCAAAAGCAGACAUGGUGAAACAUUGCCUACAGAUACUGAAACGUAUUACAAAGUGUGGCGUCCUGAUACCCCAGUUAAUACCAGCUCUGAUGGCGGCGAUGGAAUCGAAGAGGUGUACGAUUGAGACCUUCGAACUCCUCGGCCUGGCUCUAGCCAUCGACGAUAAGAGAGACCUCUACAUUAAACGGUAUAUGAAAAUUUUGGAGAAAUUGCGUAAAAGCGAUGUAGCUGAAUACAUAAAGUGUCUGUAUUACGUUCAGAAGGGAUGUCCUGAUUGCUGUGACGAAAGCAACUUCCGAUCGAUAACAGAUUUAACGCCAAAAAUCUUAGGUCGCGAGAAGUCGAAAUGUUUCGAGGUGUUAUCAACGUACGUGCUGACGGUCAGACGGACGGAACACGUGGCGUCGAUGUUCGAGACGGUGGGGCUGGGGGAGAAUCUUAACACGAUCGAGGGAUUGAAAUUGGUGAGGAAUGGUCUUCACCUCAUGGACGAGCACCGCAGGCGAUACUACGUGCUGCAAGUGGCCGACGCGAGUCGUCACUUGACUGCGAAGCUCCGUCGGGUCGCCUUUGAGGUUCUCGUGAAAGCUUUGGAACUACUGCUGUCGCCCGACACAUCGGAACCGCCGUCGAAGAGGUCCGCUCGGGCAUCGAACUCGCUGAUAUUGAGCGAAAAGGACGGCUACACUCGGGGUCUGUUGGAGGGUCUAGCGCGAGGAGUGAUGGAGGGGAACGAGGAAAUAAGGAGGAGCGUCAGAGAGGGAGUCGGGGGUCUACUUGAUAAAGAUUUGGCUGUUAGGUUCUGCGAGAGUUUUUACCUGGCCGUGUCGCUGGCGCGGACGGAUGUCGACGCCAAUCCAGCGGCCAUCUUGGACAUGUUCUUCCAAAUACUGAGGGACGAUAAGUUGAAAAAUAUAAAGCUGAGGGAUGAACCGAUUCAAACUGGAGCUACGACGAUACCGGCGUCGAACAUAUCCAAGGGAGGAGAAAAUACGUCCGAAGGGGUCAACGUGCAGAUGUCUCUGGAUGAUAUCUUAGAUUCGCUGUUAAAGUUUUCACAGAGGAAUAUCAACGCUGCAACAUCGCUCAUCGUCCAGCUGAUAAAAGCGAACCAGACGAAGCGUCCAGGGUUCGAUUUCGCGGCGACGCUGGGCGCCGGCGCGGUGCCGUGGCUGGGGGGCGCCGCUCCCUGGGGGGCGGCCGUGGCGCGCGCGGGGCGCCUCUGGGGCUGCGACGGUUUGAAGCAAGCGAUUAAAGAACGUCUGAAGGCCACAAAAUAUACGGAAGGAGAGAGUGUUUCUAAGUUACUGUACGAAGAUUACAAGAUCAGAUGCCUCGGGCCGGAGCAGUUCGUUUUGGGAUCCCGUGGUGAUUACGUCGUUCCGCUUCAAGCUUCUAAUAAAUUUUCGAUGCAAGAUUUAGUCUCGAUAUUCGGCGAGCUAUCCAAUUGGGACAAUUUGACCAUACGAGAGAAGAGCUCGAUCAAAAGCAGCCUACCGCCGAUGUGGACGAGCCGAGAGAACCUUGGAAUGUGCUUAAGAGAUCUCGAUCUAAAAGAUUGUCCGAUUUGGAUGAAAUGCAUGGUAUCAUCUUGCAAUGGUGACUUCGAGAAUCACUUCAAAUAUUUGAAGGACGUUGAUAAAUGGCCGAGGAAAAUGUUCGACGUGUCCGCUGUGACAGAAACGUCGAUAUGGAGGAGCAUUCGUGAAGGCGUUGAUAUGAAAAAUAUAUACAUACCAAACAACAUCCGUCCGACCGACUGUUUGGCGGAGUGGGCGGUGAGGAUUAUGAUAAGAUCCACGUUCCUGCAGGCGCCGGGGCGCGACGGGGCGUGCGUGGUGCUGUCUCGCUCGCACGCGCUGCAGUGGUGCGCACGCGCGGCCCAGUGCGGGCUGCACGCGCAGCUCAUAGACUGCUGCAAGAAUAUUACGGAUCUAUACGAGAGCGAGGCGCUGAAGUGGUUCCGUCAGAGAGUGCUCGCUCUCCGGGCGAUCGCGUUGGAGGAAAACGAUGUCGAACGCUUGAGGAGUACGCUGAACCUCGCAGUAUCGUUCUCACCACAGUUCAUCGACAACUCCAGUUUUGUAGAUGUCAUCGGAAUGAACGAAGCGAUACUCAUAUUAAGGAAUGAUUUAAAAACUUUAAACAAGGACCACAUACAGAGCGUCUUGGACGAGAUAAAAAAGAAUGUUCCAGAAUGUUCUACCGACAAAAUGUUUGGUAGAAAAGUUUUGGGAUCGGUCUGCCUACUGGCUUUGAAGUUUUACAAUCAGCUCUGGGAGACGAAUACGGAGCCCACGCAACAUAACGAGCUGCUACUCCUCAUGUCAGAAGCCCUGGGUCUCAUUGUAGACUUGGACCUGGCUCCGAAGAACCAAUCGGCUGACGUCAUCAUUAACAGAUUGGACAAUUGCCUUGAUGAGUUGGACGAUGAAUUAGCGGAACAGUUGCUCGAUAGAUUCAAAUUGAUCAUAAAAAAUCUGGACUCGAUAUCCUUGGAACAGCUCAAAUCUCAGAUGGGGCUCUUCAAGAAGUAUGAGCGUCACGAAACAGUGGAACUGUUAAGGGAGGACGAGGGUGCGAUGAAGUACAAAAGGUGCCUGAACUUAGUCGGAGACGCGGAACACUUGCUGAUGCAGUACUGCCGCCAGAGCGCGAACGUCGCAGACGAUAAACAAGAAUGGACGAAAGUAUUCGAUGAAAUGAGAUUUAAUGUAUUCGAAAACUCCUUCGCCGGUCCCGACUACCGAGUUCUAGAGAGACAUAAGGCGGCGCUCUACGCUAUUGCCGAUUUUGCUUCCACAGAUAGAGAAACAAAGAAACGUGUUCUGUCAUCGGUCCGAUCCGAUUUGAAGGUGUCCAGGAGGGAUUCCGUCUCGCUCUCGCACGUGUGUCCCAAUCUAACCGCGAAAGAGAUAACCGAUGCCUCUCUGAAUAAGUUGCUGUGUUUGAAACCAGGGGUUAAUGUUUUCAAAUUUGAAGAAAAGAUUCCAAUAUUCAUAGACUCGAUCCGUCGUCCGGCUGUUCUGAGUGUACGUCUCUCCGACGGUACUCUCCGAAGGUACAUCGUGAAGAGAGGGGAGCGGGUUCGAACCCACUGCGCCGCGAUGCGACUCUUUACCACAGUGAAGGGAGAGAGGGGUACGCAUACGGGAUAUCACGUGACUCCACUGAGCGACGACUGCGCCCUCAUCGAGUACCUAGAAGACCACGAGAGAUUCAGAACUUUGAUAGCGACCCAGCACCCUAUCGACAUUGCGGGCGAGGCGGGCGAGGCGGGCGAGGCGGGAGAGGAGGGCGAGGCGGGCGAGGCGGGCGAGGCGGUGCUGGCGCCGGCCCGCGCGCUGCGGCAGUUCCGCGCGCGGUGCGCCGCCGUGCCGCCGCACGUGCUGCGAUCUGCAGUCGAAGAAAACAGUGCGUGUGUCGAGGAUUUUAUUUGGAAGAAGUCGAAUUUUCUCGAAACUAUCUGCGAUAUGACCGUGUUCAGCUAUCUGUUUGGCCUGGGAGACCGCCACCUGGAGAACUUGCUGCUGUCGGCGCGGGGGGAGGCGUGCCACGUGGACUGCGGCGCGCUGCUGCAGUUCGGGGGGGAGCUGCCGCCCGCGCGGCUCACGCGCGCCGUGCUGGCGCUGGCGGGGGGAGUGGAAAGUCGCCUGCAGAAUACGAUACGUUCGCUCCGGGAGUCUGGGCUCGUGCUGCCCUCCAUUUCCGUGACCUUCAAAUGGAUGGGGGAAAUGUAUAUGGAUAAACUUCCAUACAUAAAUAAUCUCAUCAAAGGCACGAGUAUCUCUCACGCGGUGACUAUCGAAGCCCUAUCGCGAUCGACGCAGCCCUACAGAGAGAAAUAUGUACAGUUACUGGAAGACGUGUUUCGGGAUUUCGAUGCGAAGGAACUUUACAGUGUCGAGGAACAGGUAUCGAGUCUGCUGCUACAGUGCUCGGAGCCAAGGAUAUUGAGCGUGACGAGAGCGAAUUGGGAACCCUGGAUCUAGGUUAAGGGGGUCUAGGUGUUGGUUACACUUUUCCGGGCUAAAGAGUUACUUGUGUUAGUCCAAAUUAUCUCUGUGUUAAAUUUCAUUAAGUUCGUACAAACUAUCGCAUUAAUAAAAUUACUGAUGGUGGUACCACUUGGUGGUUUGGCUUUGCGCAAGACCACCUGGGUACCUACCCUAACAGUACACAAUAUUGUCGUGUUCCGGUUUGAAGGGUGAGUGAGUUCCCAAGGUUGGUUGCGCAUUGGCGACAUAAGGAAUGGUUAAUAU
Vanessa atalanta (red admiral) is the source of this 9381-nucleotide messenger RNA. RefSeq lists its product as uncharacterized. Bases 25 to 9111 code for a protein of 3028 amino acids. The transcript has 60 exons. The record is from RefSeq and is a predicted model, not a curated record. Lineage: Eukaryota; Metazoa; Arthropoda; Insecta; Lepidoptera; Nymphalidae. Gene Ontology annotation, biological process: double-strand break repair via nonhomologous end joining. Gene Ontology annotation, cellular component: nucleus.